Messenger RNA from Dinoponera quadriceps, 6829 nucleotides. RefSeq names its product mucin-5AC (gene thw). Gene Ontology annotation, molecular function: chitin binding. The transcript is spliced from 8 exons. Gene Ontology annotation, cellular component: extracellular region. NCBI's taxonomy places the organism in Eukaryota, Metazoa, Arthropoda, Insecta, Hymenoptera, Formicidae. The record is from RefSeq and is a predicted model, not a curated record. Bases 344 to 4789 code for a protein of 1481 amino acids.
CCUCGCGACGAGAGCCUGCUCCACACCUCCGCGCGAGAGACUCCUCUCUUCUUCUUCUCGCACCUUUCUCCCUCACCGCUUCUCCUGCGCCGUGUCGUCCUCUCGCUCACCUGCAAACCGUCGCGCGGGAUCGCGCGUCGCGCGCGCGCGCCUCCACCGUCGCUUUUUUUUUCCCUCCCGGUGACGCCGAGACCGCGUGUGUUGCCACGAUUUGGAGGUUUUAAAGGGGAGCCCGAGGGGAGCCAGGAUAGUGUUAAAGGGACGUCGGGCCGGUCAUUCGACGCUCGCGGGAUCUGGCAUUAGAGUCAAUUACAGAGUCGUGACGACUGACGAUCCACCAAACAUGUUACGUGUCGUGGUCCUUCUGCUUUUAUGUAUCGCCGCUACUUACACGCCUGGUCACUGCGAGGCGAGGGCUUCGCGAGAUGUCGAGCACGCGAGACUGCCGGAGUUCCUCUCGGAAUUGGACCUGUCGAGUCUCGAGGCAUCCGAGGAAGACGUCGAAGCGCUGAAGAAAAUCGUGAAAAGGCUGGCGCCGGAGAAGAACGGCGAGUACCAAGUUUACCAAGUCUUCUUCGGUAACGAGGACCUUCUCAAGGAGUGGCUCAAAGGAGCGGGCGUGACGGGACAGCCCGGGGUGGAUUACCCAGCCCUCACGUCGAUCCCGGCCACUUCAUUCAGCUGUCGCGGCCUGAGAGGCGGAUAUUACGCGGAUUUAGAGACAAAUUGCCAAGUGUUUCACAUCUGCGACAAUGGACGCAAAAUCUCGUUCCUGUGUCCCAACGGCACCAUCUUCCAGCAGUCGCAGCUUAUAUGCGACUGGUGGUUCAAAGUGGACUGCAGCAAGUCGACGGAGCUGUACGAGCAGAGCGCGGAGCAGUUGGCCGAGGAGGAGAGGAAACGCGCGGACGCGAGGAAGAUGAAGUCCGAGUUCCAUCGCACGCUGGUCGGGCAGCAGGACGGUUACUACGAGAGCGCCGACUACGACGGCAGGCAGAACGGCAGGACGAAUCCGUACGGUCAGGAGGUGUCCGCGUUCGGCCCGAACAACGUAUUCGACGACCGUUACCACCAUCAGCGGGAGAAGAGCGAGGCAUCGGGCGAGAGGACGACGAAGCAGUCGCGACGGUACCACGAGGCCGGGUCGAAUUACCAGGCGGGCAAUCACCUGGUGGACGCGAGCGGCAAGUUCCAGGACAGCCGGCCGGGCGAUCAGAGCGCGUACGGCGACGCGCACCGGGCGAACUCGGGCCGCGAGAAGCCGAGGAACUCCAAGUCGCGCGGCCCGACGCGCAACAACCUGCUCGGCUCGAGUCAGCCGCAGAAGGCGACCCCGAGCUACACGGAGACGACGACCUUCCGGAGCACGACCGCGUCGCCGCCGAGGGAGUUCCAGCAAUUCGCGGAGAGCGCGGCGUUCGUGUCGAAUCGGGGGAACCGGUUGAACGACGGCAAGUCCGACCGGCAGUUUUACCACCACUCGUACGAGCAGCACCGCCUCGAGGACCGCGAGACGAGCACCGUGACGCAGCGGGAGUUGGACGAGGACAGCAACAGGGUGUCGUUCACGCCGAAGACCGGCGCCCCGCAGUACCCCGGGCCGACGUACGCGCCGAUCUACAAGCCCAGGACGACGACGAUACCGGCGUACGAGACGACCCUGCAGUACGCGCCGACGACGGGCUUCUACAGGCAGGAGGAGACGACCACCGGCGAGCCGGUGACGGCGUCGACCGACUACCCGACCACCGAGUCUACGACUUACCCGCAGACGCCGGCGUCGAUAGGCCGAGUGCCACCCGCGGCCAACUACCCGCAGCAGUACGCCGACGCGACCACCCGGCCGAACACCGAGAGCUACGAUACGUCCGAGGCGUAUCCUUCGUCGACGCCUUACGAGGGCACGGAGUCGUCGCCGAGCUUCCGGCAGAACUCGAUCAGCUCGACCGAGAAACCGUGGCGGAGCACGAACGUCUACCAGCAGAGCGGCUCCACCGGCAAGACCCUCAGCCCGUACGACACCAGCUUCACCUACAAGCAGGGCAAGGUGCUGUCCACCCUGGGCCCGUACGUGCCCUUCACCAAGAACUACGUCUACUCGUCGACGAUGAGCAGCACGCCGAGGCCGGCGAUCACCGCGUCGACCUACAGCCCGACCAUCGCCGAUUACCGCAUCACGACGAGCAAUCUGAUACCCAAGGUGAAGUCGACGAGCAGACCGAAGGACCGGGCGACCUACCUGCCGGAGACGAGCACCGCGCUGGAGGACAGACCGUACGCCGAGCGCGAACACGCGCUCAGCAUGCUGCAUUCCCUCCAGGGUCUGGAGAGCAAGGCGAGCGAGAAGAGGCCGGCGGCCCCCACUUCCCGGAACAUUCCCUUCGGGCCGUCCACCCUGCACUCGUUGGCCCUGUACUUCGCCACGGCCGGCGACGACUCGAACGAGACCGCCGAGCAGCCCGGGGAGACCGGCUCGGUCGAGCUGCCCACCAGCAUCCUCACGCAGCACACCAUCGCCUCGUACGCCGAGCUGUUCAACCUGAACAACGCGCUCGAGGGCAACGGGACGGAGAGCGAGCUGACGGCUGAGGCCGACGACGACGAGGUCGGCGAGGACCUCGAGAUCGAGGAGAGCGAGGGGCCCCUGAACGCCGCGAGGAAGACCAACGGCACCAAGCUCCGCGAGCUGGCCCAGGUCUUCACCCACGCCCUGUCGGCGUACCUGCAGGAUCCGGACACCUUCAAGAAAGUCCUGACGGAGAUCAGGCCGACCGAGCCGACGACAACGGACGGCGGCCAGUCCGCCGACGCGACGACCUUCUACCCGACCACCGUGGAGGAGUACUCGUCGGUGACGAAGGAGAAGGACGAGGUGCUCGACUUCUCGGACGACUCCGCGAGGAGGCGCAAACCGGCCACCACCACCGACAGAUCGCACACGACGUCCCACGACGACUAUUACUCGACGUCGGCCAGCCAGACCACGCGGAAGUCGGUUCACUACCCGAGCACGACGCUGCUGCCGCCCGGCGACUCGACGGAGACGACGACCCAGGUCGCGGGAGGCAACACGUUCGCCUACGAGGUGAAUCACGUCUUCGGCACCACCGCUGCGAGCGACAUCCGCGGUUUCGACGCGAGGGACUCGACCGACCUGUCGCCGGUCUACGACAACUACUUCCCUUCGUCGGAGGACGAGGACGGCUCGCGCAACAACAGCUUCCAGCCGUACGGGAAAAACGUCAAGCCGGCGGACGCUACGCCCAUCAGCAACUACGUGGCGUCGUCGACGGUGGCGUCCUACCAGCCUCCCCUCGGCGCGAGCACGUCCAGCUGGGGCAAGGGUUCGGCCGGCGACAAGCCCGUCCAGGACCUGACGCCGCCUCAUUACCAGCGCUUCGGCAACGUCAAGAGCUUCGAGGUCUCCAACAGCAUCGUGCCGAGCCAGCCGACGACGCCUUUGCCGAGAAUCGAGCCGACCUACGAGGCCGCCAGCAGCACCGUUCACCCCUUCAGGAUACGCUAUUACGAGUCGACGCCGUCGCCGGAGGACCGGCAGAGCCCGGAGUCCCUCGUCACCGCUCGCAGCUCGUACGUGAAGUUCCGGAACAACCGCAUCGAAGGCAGCCGCAAGCCGGCGGAGAACGUAGCGACGACGGUAGCGACGGUGACGAGCCGAGACGUCACGGCGACCGUCAGCGACGUCACGCCCUACACCGGCACGUCGGCCAACACGUCCGGCGAGAGCAGCUCGCUCAGCGACGACCACUGGACCUCCUCGCCGAUGGUCACUCAGCUCUGGGAGACGACGGUGUUCGUGGACCCGCGUCGCGUCAACCACGGUCUCACCUUCUCCACCGACGACACUCAGCCGCCAUCCACGACGGACAGCGGCGUAAACGAGCCGGAGCUCAUCACCGGCGCACCGUCCACUCCGUCGACCUUGCCCCCCGAGGACAACACGGGCGAGACGACGACCAGCAGCCCCUGGCAAUGGGCGCCGAACGACAACAACUCGCCGGUGGCGUUCACUCUUCUGCCGACGACGUUCGCAGCGGAGAACACGGCGAGCCCGAUCAUCGCGACGCGAUCCAGCGUCACGACCACGAUCACGUCCUCGGUCACGACCGAUUCCGUCUCCCGCGGGACGAACCCGCCGUCCUCCAGCCUGCCGCCCUUCACGGUGACCGCCGGCCGGUGGAACGCGACCGAGAACGAGGCGAUGAAGGCGCAGGAGAUGUUCGGCAAGCUGAACGAGACCAGCUCCGACACGCUGAUGCGAGUGAUGAAGCAGGCCGACAACAACGAGACGGUGAGGCAGCUGGUGCUGCUGCUGAUAAACCACUGCAACGGGCCCAGGAACAAGACGAUGGAGCAGGAGAAGGAGCAGCUGCUGGACGCCCUCCUGAGAAUGCCCGUCAACGAGUUCAGCUCGGAGGAGUCGCGGGAGAUCGUCGCCGGUAUCAGCAGGCUCAGCCUGCCCAUUGGUAAAAUACGAGCGGCCGGUGCGGCGAGCAGCAGCACGACGACGACGACGACCAGGGCACCCCGAGCGUCAUCCGUGAGACCGACGUCGUCCGAGCCAUCGAUCACGACGUUCCGCAGCAGCAGGGCGGGACGGAGGUUCCGCACGACCACCGAGAGUACCAACGGCUUCGCCAGGAGAUCGGACGAGGACGUACCUGCGGACGCGAGCAAUUCUCUGUCGGAGGACGAGACCGUCGCGUCCGACGGCAGGGCUCUCGAGCUCCUCAGGUCGCUCUACACGGUAGCCGCUAAAUGGGGCUGAGGGGGCCGCAUAAUCGAUCGGAACUGCGCGUAGACGUCGGAAGACUCGCGAGACGAAGGUCUCGCUGGAGUACCGGAAGACGUUCCACCCGUCGACGACAGACGUCGGAGUAGAUCGUUGCUGUCACCCCGCGUCGCUCCGCUUAGCUAAACUCUUCGACCCUUUAAACUCACGGACUCCGCGCCCCGAACGUUAAAUCGGUUUUGAUCUCGGCCCGUAAAUCGACUACGUGAGAAACAAACGAGAGAACGCAAUCCACGGGUGAUCUCGUUCGGGGACGUCCGGCAACGUCCGAUCCGGUAUAUUCGCGGGAAGCGCCGGGAAUUCUCCUCUCCCCCUUUCUUUCUCUCAUCUCUCUCUUUUUCUUUUUUCUUUUCCAAAUCAUCGCGCACACGUGCGCACGCGCUUUCUCACACGUGCGGCACCGACGAAUUGGGUGAAGAUCCGGCGGCACACCUGCGUCCCUCGAAUCGAUAGCGCGCUGCGUCGCCGGUGAAGUUCGAUUUAACUUAGGGCCGAGAUUGACUUGAACGAUUUUCACCACCGCGCUCGCGGAUAUCAAGUGGAAGUCGUAACGACCACCGGUUUCGGCAACGUCGACUGCCGGUUGCUUGGUACCCGCGAUCGAUCGCUGUCGGUUAACAUGCGGAGUCCCGGUCGAUCGAUAAGAUCGCAGUAACAAUUAACCCGCUACGUAGUCCGACGCGUUAAGAGAUUAUUAAUGUAUUACUAUCGCCGUCCUCUUUAUUAAGAAUAAAACGUCUCGAUCGCCUCCGGACAUCGGCAGAAAAAUAUUACCUGCAAAAAUGCCUGCCAUACUUCGUCCCUCUCGUUCAACUACUUCGUGUGAGUGCUGCUGUACGGAUAUUCUAACUUAACUCUCUCAUUACCAAAUGCUUUUCUACACACACAUGUAUAUGUAUAUUAAAGAAAGUACGUAAAUUUUAUUUACUCUUAGCGCGCAGCAAUAUAACGGCAGAAUUUCUCGCAUUUUUCUCGCGUCUGAUUUUCUCCGCAACUUUUUCCAAUCAAUCGAUUCGUUCGAUUACACCGAGCGAGCGGAAGAGUGUCGCGAUAUGUAUUUCGAGAGAACGAUUUUGCGAAAAAAAAAAGGAAAAAGGGAAAAGCACAGUUUGAACAAAAAUCCGUGCGAUUCUGCGUUUGUCUAUUUUUUUUCUUUCAUUCUCUAUGCGAUGCAAUAAAUAAGAUCGCGCUUGGAGUGAGAGAGUUAAUUCUAAUCUAAUCUGAUGUAAUCGUAGAGCGUCGGACAGAGGCAUAGAGCAUGUCUGAUCGCGAAUCGAACUUAUAUCCGAAGCAUAAUACUAUACUCAUUGUAAAAUAGCGAAAUGUCCUUGCAUGCCAACGUAAAGGGGGUGAAAGCAUUUUGCAUGGCUGGUCCGCUCCUCUAAUAAUGUUCGCCGGGUACAUUCUCAAUUUGCGACUCGUCUCCGUUGAAUUGUACGCUUGAGAUUGGCGGGAUGUGGUGGCGCGUGGUGGUGAAUUGCGCGCGGCUCCUCGCGUCGAACCUCCUACGUGACACAAUUUCAUCCCCUUCUCUCGUGCCUCACCUUUUCUCGAACGAGAAAAUCCCGCUCUCCCGUUUCUCACCUUCGAAAAGUCCGCGUUCAUUUUCAGCCGGCGUCAAAUCCGUAUUCACGAGCUGCUUCCGCAACCGACUUCCGAUUACCGGGCCGAAAACUGUCACGUAUAUUCAGUAUUACGAAAAGAGCCCCGAGGGUAUUCCCGGGCGUGUCCGGCUGAUAUCCGCGGAAAUUACACACAUUCGCCUUCGCGAAUAACUCCUACAUGUACCGGCUAACAAUAAGCUACUUGUAUCCUGAAAUUACGGUGUUGGUAACGUUCCCUUUCGUUUGGCCAGCAAUUCGAGGUCAGCGAUCCCGCUUCCGCUGCGAUCCCGAAACGCGUCCAAACGGGGUUUCUAGGUCAUUAUUUAAGUACGCGAUCCAGCGUGUAGUUCGUAUCGACUUUAUGUAAUAUACCUUUGUACAGUAUGUGAAUAAAUAAACAGGGUUUUGUUUA